Molecule: messenger RNA, 1786 nt
Organism: Chaetomium strumarium
Lineage: Eukaryota; Fungi; Ascomycota; Sordariomycetes; Sordariales; Chaetomiaceae
Exons: 3
Coding region: 1-1575 (524 amino acids)
Source: RefSeq, a predicted model, not a curated record
AUGCAUCAGCGUCUGGAGCAGUGCUGGGAACUCAAGAGGGCGGGGAAGGCCAUCUAUGAUUUCGAUGCAGCAUAUCAAGCGUCCAAGGAACCCGCAGUUUCUCCCACCAAGCAGAGGUUCCCCCGCUCUUACUUGGAGAUUCCACCACCAGGUCGGCCACCGGUCCAUCCCGAGAGACUGAAGCGCGCGGUGGAGCAAAGCAGGGCCGACGAGGCUAGAAGACGCAACGAGCCGCAUGUCAGGAGGCUUAAGGAGCUCAAGGAACGCCUAGCAAGGUCUUCAGGCCAGAUGGCAGCGUGGCAGGCCGGUGGCCUUCCAUCCGGGACCGGGAACCACUGGUUGCGCAACAGGCCGUCGGGCAGCAACUCAUCAGGUACCAACCGGUCAGGUAACCGGCCGUCUAAUACGAGUAAACGGCCUUCAUCACACUCUGAUUCGCCCCGAGCCCACCGAUGGGGGCCCUACCGCAACCAUUUUCGAAGAAGCCGCAACCAAACGCCCCGGAGUCCAAACCGCGGGGAAGGGUCGGAGGCCCAGAGGUCGCCGGAUAGGAGUGAAGACAGGCUUCGGAGGUGUAAUGGGGGUAUACCACGAAUUGAGGACGUGCAAAGUCCUCCGGAACUGAAGAGAGAGCCCGAUAAUGCAGGUCAAGGAUCGGAUGCGUCACCGAAACUGCAGCUGGCUACCCCGGCCAACUCUCCGACGUCCACUGAAGCUCCUGCUAUCGUAACCGCUCAACAACCCUGGGAUCGACCGCAAGAACAGCAAGUCGCAGAGGGCACGAUAGAAGGCGGGCGUGGCGAGCAGGUCCAGGAUCAGGUCCAGGCGCAUGCAAGAGAAGAAGCCCUCCAUGAUCUUCUGCGUGAGACCAGAGACGUAUUCAACGAGCGGACCAGCACAUGCCUUGACAGCAUACAGGGUUUAUCAGCCAGCAUCGAAAAGAUUCAGGAACGACAGAAAAGGAUCAAAAGGGCGUGGAAAGAAGAGAGAAAGGUACUGGUCGAGAAGAUAGACAAGCAGCACAAAUUGCUCGAGAGAAUCCUCCGAUCGUCGGUAAUGCAGAGCAUCGAAACAGAUGAAGCCAUAAGGCGGGCCAGGCAGACGAUAGACCGGGAUUGGCAGUAUGCGUUUGGCUCCGUGGGCGUGGACAGCGACGACUCAGCCGACGAGACAUGUACUCCGUCCAUGUCAAUGGGCCUACACCACGAGUACGAGGAGGGGGAGGACAUCGGCAUGGAGGAGGAGGAGGAGGAGGAGGAGGAGCAGCAGCCGGAGGCGGAAGGGCCACCGCCGGAGAAUGACGAGCAAGUCGCCAGUCAGCCGACUCCUGCUGCCUCGACGCCCCCCAGCCGGAAGCGAAAAGCGGGCGGGCAGAGGACCACUCCGGGAGCUGCCAAGAGACCGCCUUGGGUAGUGAAGGAGACGCCUGUGGCAAACCCCUACUUAGGGGUCAUUCUUGAGGACCUGGCCCGGCAGCAGCAGCGUCAGCUCCAGUACGCCCGAGAGCUUGCGCGCCGGCACCGUGUGUUGUCGGGAAGCGGCACGGCGGAGGAUCCGCUCAUUUUGGAUUCCUGAGGGGAGGGGUGAAAAAAAGAAAAAGGAUGUGUGCGGCUGGAUGAGAAAGAGCUCAAUCGGAAAGCUGUGGAUGCAACACGUAACGAAUCCUCUGUGAGGCGAUAAUAUUGUAAGGCCUGGUCACCUAGGUCAUUCUUAGAGUAGUCGGCGUUAAGAGCUGUGGUUCUUGUCAAGCAUUGAAGGCGUAUGAUAUAUAAAAUACCAAGGCUGU